CCGAUAAGACUUUCAUCCAUUAUCCGUUCAACCUUCAAUCACCAAAACAACAUCUACACUCCAAGCAAGAUGGCCUCAACCCAGCCAACCCUGAUAACCCUGACCGAGACCGAACUCGCCACCUCCAACAUCUCCUCACACAACUUGCAAGCAGCCCUCGAAGCCCUGCAUCGCGAUGGCCUCGUCGUUUUGUCAAACGCCGUUUCCCCAUCGCACCUCGACAAGCUGAACAGCCGCAUGGUCCCCGAGGCAAAAACCCUCUACGCCCGCUCCAGCACGCACCGCAACUUCGGCGCCAAGACCGGAAACAUCCAGCAGGAGCCCGUGCUGGAAAAGGAUUUCGUCUUCCGCGACGUCGUCGCCAACCCCUUUGCUCUCCAGGUUGUAGAGUGCAUGUUCGGGCCCCGACCGGCGCUCCGCUUCUACAGCGCGAAUACGGCGUUCAGGGCCGAGGAUCGACAGCCCGUGCACGUCGAUGUGAAUUUUGAUUUCCCGCAAAUCCCCUGGGGGUAUGCGAUCAAUAUCAACCUCGUCGAGACGACGCCGGAGAAUGGGGCCACGGAGGUGUGGUUGGGGAGUCACACGGAUACGACCAAGGACGUGCUAGACCCGCAGUUUGCGCACAAGCAGGUGAAGGAGGACCUCCUUGAAGAACGACGGAAGAUCGGGCGCGGUGGUGUGCAGCCGGAACGGUUGCCCAAGGGGAGUCUGAUUAUCCGGGACAUGAGGCUUUGGCAUGCGGGGAUGCCGAAUCGCACCGAUGAGCCGAGGGUCAUGCUUGUCACGAUUUUGUUUCCGCAUUGGUAUCGCAGUGAGCAGAAGAUCAUGCUGCCGAGGAGUUUGGAGGGGACUGUUAAGGGGUGGGAAGGGGUUGAUGCGCAGGUGGAGUGGGUGGAGGAGGGAUAUGAUUAUCUGCAGGGGAGGCACGAUCAUGAUUUUUCGUUGCAGCCAUAA
This is a messenger RNA of Aspergillus calidoustus, 954 nucleotides long. Lineage: Eukaryota; Fungi; Ascomycota; Eurotiomycetes; Eurotiales; Aspergillaceae. The record is from the annotation of a GenBank genome assembly.